AAAAACCCAUAACCGAACUUUAUAACAGCAGCAAAAAGCUACAUGUAAUCGGCGGAAUCUCUCACUUUAUUCUCUUGUCUCUAACUUUUGCCAUUGUUGGUCGAAAGCUAAAUCCUUUUCAGCAAAUCUAUUACAGGCAGGUUGGUUUUGCUUAAGCCAAGAUUCGAUUGGCAUUGCCUUGAGAGUUAAAUCUUCAAUUGGGCUUACAUCAAGAUCUAUUACCUGAGUGCCUAUUUCCUGAUUUGGAUCAUCAGAGUGUAAAAACCUAAACUUUCUUCUUAGGAUUGUGAGCCUCAAGCUUUUCCACAGAUGGGCUUGAUCAGGUGAUGAGACUAUGUACUACUUCAAGAUUGGGACAGCAAGAGGAAGUAUUUGGUUUCUGAUAUGACAAGUCCUUGGUACAAGAGUCUUUCCUCUGUUUUUGGUCUCAGAGGGUUGCUGUUCUUUAUACUCGGUGUCGUGGCUCUUGUUACCAUUUUAGCACCAUUGACAUCAAACUCAUACGAAGCUUCUUCAGCGCUAGUUCCCAACGUUUAUAGUAACUAUAGGAGGAUAAAGGAGCAAGCUGCUGUUGAUUAUCUUGAUCUGAGGUCUCUCUCACUAGGGACUACUCUUAAAGAGUUUCCUCUGUGUGGUAAAGAAAGAGAGAGCUAUGUGCCUUGUUAUAACGUCACAGCGAAUUUACUUGCUGGGCUUCAAGAGGGUGAUGAGUUGGAUCGACACUGCGAGUUUGAGAGAGAUGAGGAGAGAUGUGUAGUGCGUCCUCCAAAGGACUAUAAAAUACCACUUAGGUGGCCACUUGGUAGAGAUAUCAUAUGGAGUGGGAACGUGAAAAUAACCAAAGACCAGUUGCUUUCUUCAGGAACCGUGACAACGAGGUUAAUGUUGCUUGAAGAGAAUCAGAUCACCUUUCACUCGGAAGAUGGCUUGAUCUCUGAUGGGGUCAAAGACUACGCUCGUCAAAUUGCUGAGAUGAUAGGCUUAGGAAGCGAUACUGAGUUUGCUCAAGCUGGUAUACGGACUGUGUUAGACAUCGGUUGCGGAUUUGGUAGCUUUGGUGCACAUCUAGUGUCUUUGAAGAUGAUGCCUAUAUGUAUAGCAGAGUUUGAGGCAACUGGGAGCCAAGUCCAGUUAGCUUUAGAGAGAGGCCUUCCUGCAAUGAUUGGCAACUUUUUUUCAAAACAGCUUCCUUAUCCAGCAUUGUCUUUUGACAUGGUCCACUGUGCUCAUUGUGGUACUACUUGGGACAUCAAAGAUGCAAUGCUACUUUUGGAAGUGGACCGUGUCCUGAAACCGGGAGGGUACUUUGUUUUGACCUCUCCAACAAACAAAGCGCAGGGAAACUUGCCAGACACGAAGAAGACGAGCAUCUCAACGCGGGUGAAUGAGUUGUCUAAGAAAAUCUGCUGGAGUCUAACAGGGCAGCAGGAUGAGACGUUUCUUUGGCAGAAAACUGUAGAUUCAAGUUGCUAUUCAUUUCGGUCUGAAGCUUCUAUACCUCUUUGCAAAGAAGGAGAUAGUGUUCCGUAUUACCACCCAUUGGUUCCAUGUAUAAGCGGAACCACAAGUAAACGCUGGAUCCCUAUUCAGAAUAGAUCUGAUGUUUCAUUAACUACCUCAGCUGAGCUUGAAAUCCAUGGUUUAAAACCUGAAGAGUACUUGGAAGAUACACAAGUAUGGAGAUCAGCACUUAAGAACUACUGGUCCUUGCUUACACCUUUGAUAUUCUCUGACCACCCGAAGAGACCCGGUGACGAAGACCCUCUCCCUCCUUUUAACAUGAUACGCAAUGUGCUGGACAUGAAUGCUCGCUUCGGGAACUUAAAUUCUGCGUUACUCGACCAAGGAAAGUCCGCUUGGGUGAUGAACGUUGUCCCAGUCAAUGCGCGUAACACUCUUCCUAUCAUACUUGAUCGUGGCUUUGCCGGUGUUCUACAUGACUGGUGUGAACCAUUCCCAACGUAUCCACGAACAUAUGACAUGCUUCAUGCUAAUGAACUUCUCACGCUCCUUAGCUCAGAACGGUGCAGCCUAAUGGACUUGUUCUUGGAGAUAGAUCGGAUUCUUCGCCCAGAGGGAUGGGUUGUUAUAAGCGACAAGCUGGGAGUAAUCGAGAUGGCGCGUGCACUGGCAACACGAGUGCGGUGGGAAGCACGAGUCAUUGAUCUUCAAGACGGUAGCGACCAAAGACUUCUCGUCUGUCAAAAACCAUUUCUCAAAAAGUAACAUUAAAAAUGUAUAUAUAUUCUUCUUUUCACUACACAUAAACAACACUCACUAGUCACUACUACACAGUAUUUUCACGGGUAAGUUCUCUGUAAAGAAGAACUUGAAGAAGCUUUUGUAAUGAGUGGAAGCUGUUAGCUUUGAGUAGAAGGAAAAAAAAAAGUUAGAUUCAAUA
Messenger RNA from Brassica oleracea var. oleracea, 2401 nucleotides. RefSeq names its product probable methyltransferase PMT5. The record is from RefSeq and is a predicted model, not a curated record. Gene Ontology annotation, cellular component: cytoplasm. The transcript has 9 exons. Gene Ontology annotation, molecular function: methyltransferase activity. Lineage: Eukaryota; Viridiplantae; Streptophyta; Magnoliopsida; Brassicales; Brassicaceae. Bases 385 to 2226 code for a protein of 613 amino acids.